Messenger RNA from Oryzias latipes (Japanese medaka), 1044 nucleotides. RefSeq names its product triadin. The record is from RefSeq and is a predicted model, not a curated record. Lineage: Eukaryota; Metazoa; Chordata; Actinopteri; Beloniformes; Adrianichthyidae. Gene Ontology annotation, cellular component: membrane; sarcoplasmic reticulum. Gene Ontology annotation, molecular function: signaling receptor binding.
UCCCUCUCUAUUUUGGACUGUCAGAGGGGGCAGGGUGACUCAAAGAGUUGACCUCUUUCUGCCGGCCCUGCUUUCUUCUCCCUCUUUCGUCGAUAUUUCAAGAUAAAACAUUGAAAACUUUUGGGUAUUUCUUGUUCCUGAAAUUACAACUCCGAAAGAAACCUAAAAAGCUGUUUUUUCCUCUCUGUGUGUGGAUAUUUUCUCAUGUAUUUCCAGACCUUGUGUGAUCCAUCUGGAGUACCUUUUUGCCUUUUCUCAAUCAAGCGGAACCCAAAAAGGAUUUAACAAAGGAGUUUAUUAUUUGUUUCUAUGGUAACUCUGCAUUUCCAGAACCUCUGAGGACCAAAGGGUUAUCAUUUAACGUCCAGCAAACGCAAAGAUUAAGCUCCGUCCUUCCAUGAGCCAUCAGAGCAGCAGCGGGGAGGCAGCCUCUCCAUCAAAGUCAAGUCAGAGGACGUUUUUGGAUGACAUCAUGUUAACCUUCAGCAACCCCAUGGCCUGGCUGCUGAUUGUGGCCCUGAUCAUCACGUGGUCAGCAGUAGCCGUUGUUUUGUUCGAUCUGCUUGAUUACAAGACUCUAACCGACUACACAUCAUACUGUGACGACCCCGUGUGUUUAUCACCUGACAAUGUCAGACAUGGAAGAGCAGGUCUCCCACCUCCUUCUGCCAUUGCCAGAAAAGCUAUAAGGUCUAGAGGUGGGGCUCGAGUUGUAAAAUCAAGAUCGGCUGAAAUUCAUGGUGACACUACGGCUCACGAGGGAAAUGACUGGCUGGACAUGAUGUGGACGUUUGUAAUCAGUUUGGUCGCUCCUGAUGAAGAAGAGGAAGGUAUUCAUCAGCUCACUGAAACCUUCACAUCCAUGCACUCAGAGGAGCUCUGAAGAAGGACUGCGUUGAAAGAGCGUCUAAAAAAGAGAAGGAUAAGAGGCAGUGAGAGGAAGCUGUUAUUGUUAAUAUUAUCACGCUAACACUAUGUACUAACUUUCUUUUUUUCUCUCAAACUGUAAUUUGACCAAUAAAAUCUACCAUAUUGAUAACUUUA